AUGGAGCCCAAAACAAUCAGAGAGGGCUACCUGGUUAAAAAGGGAACCUUGCUCAAUUCAUGGAAGGUUGUGUGGGUGGUGUUAGCAGAUGAUGCGGUGGAAUUUUAUAAGAAGAAAACAGACAAAAGCCCCAAGGGCAUGAUCCCUCUGAAGGGUGCUGUGCUGACCAGUCCCUGCCAGGAUUUUAACAAGAGAACGUUAGUGUUCAAACUCAGCACAUCAAAGAACCAGGACCAUUUCUUCCAAGCCACUCACCUGGAGGACAGAGAGGUCUGGAUUAAAGACAUCAAGAGGGCCAUCACCUGUCUACAGGGGGGCAAAAAGUUUGCCAGGAAGUCAACCAGGAGGUCCAUUCGUCUACCAGAAUCAGUGAACCUGAGUGAAUUGUACGUCUUGAUGAAAGAUCAAGACACUGGAGUAAAAGAGUUGAGACUAGAGAAGGAGAAGAAACUCUACAAUCACUGCUUCACAGGCAGCACAGUGGUUGACUGGCUGAUCUCCAGUCAGAAAGUGAGGAACCGAGCAGAAGCCGCGAUGCUGGCUACUGGACUGCUGAAUGAGGGCUACCUGCAGCCAGCUGGAGAUCUGUCCAAAGAUGCUGCCGAGUCGACAUCAGAAUCCGCCCUGCUGGAUCAGACAGACGCUCUCUACUAUUUUGCUGAUAGUGGCUUCUUUUGUGAAGGCUACUCCAGUGAUGAAGAUGUCAUUGUGAAGGAAGAAUUUAGAGGGGCGAUAGUAAAACAGGGCUGUCUACUGAAGCAGGGUCAUCGUCGGAAAAACUGGAAGGUGCGAAAGUUCAUCUUAAGAGAUGACCCUGCAUACAUUCACUACUAUGACCCUGCGAGGGGUGAUGACGAUCCUCUUGGUGCUAUUCACUUACGAGGAUGUGUGGUGACUGCAGUUGAAUACGUUCCAGAUGCCAAAAGGCAUGAAGUGGAUGGAAAUCUCUUUGAAAUUAUCACCUCAGAUGAGACACACUAUUACCUGCAGGCAGCCACUCCUGAAGAACGCAAGGACUGGAUCAAGGCUGUUCAAAGUGUGGCUAAGUCUGGAAAAUAG
This is a messenger RNA of Chanos chanos (milkfish), 1059 nucleotides long. RefSeq names its product pleckstrin (gene plek). Bases 1 to 1059 code for a protein of 352 amino acids. Gene Ontology annotation, biological process: actin cytoskeleton organization; intracellular signal transduction. The transcript is spliced from 9 exons. NCBI's taxonomy places the organism in Eukaryota, Metazoa, Chordata, Actinopteri, Gonorynchiformes, Chanidae. The record is from RefSeq and is a predicted model, not a curated record. Gene Ontology annotation, cellular component: plasma membrane.